Molecule: messenger RNA, 3204 nt
Organism: Microplitis mediator
Lineage: Eukaryota; Metazoa; Arthropoda; Insecta; Hymenoptera; Braconidae
Exons: 4
Coding region: 418-1065 (215 amino acids)
Source: RefSeq, a predicted model, not a curated record
CUUUUAAAUUCUAUAAUUUAAUUUUAUUUACUUAAUUAAAGACAAAUUAAUUAAGUAAAUAAAUUAAAUUAAUGUGCAUACAUAGUUGACAUAUUUUGUUUAUUUAAUCCAGAAUAGGCUUUACCCCCGGAAGGAAAAAAGUGAUCAGCAGCGAUCAGUAAUCAACACACAGCAACACUUGUGUGCAUAGAAACAAAAAUAAAUUUUCAGGAAUUUGUUUAUUUGAAUACAACCGCUAAUCACCAAACAUUUGAAUUUUUUCCCACUGACUGAUAGCUUGUAAACAAAGUAUUCAUCUAUUGUAAUGAGAUUAAGUGAGCGUUACACUCAAUGCUGACCAACAAACUAGCAGCAUUGGAAAAGAGAAAUCAGUCUUGAAUUAUUCUUCGUCCAGAUCUUUACUACCUAAUUGUUGCAAUGGAUGUAAACGACGUCAUAAGAAAUAAAAUGAUUAUAAAAAAACCUGCUAAGACUUCAAAUUAUAAAGUCAAUGAUAAUCCAAUACCUCAGAGAAAAGUAAAAUCUACCGCGAGAAAUGCUGGUUUGUACGAACCAGAUAAUUUUGAUUUAUCUGAUAUUGAAUUGCCUAAAAAAACUUCAACGGAAGCUCAAAUAACAUCGCAAAUUUUUGAGAUCAAUGGUGGCGAUACUUUUACUGACCGAUCGAUGGUUGAAAACUGGAAUAAAAUAGUUGACUCUCGGGGUAAUAACGCAAAAAAUUUUAAGGGGCCAAAAGAUAAUUGUUUUAAAAAAAACCCACUUAUGAGAGGAUUAUUGCUGCAAAAAAUGAAUGAAUUGAAACUAGCAGAUGACGAAUCAUCACAUUCGGCAAGUGGUAAGGAUACAAAAAAUAAUGAUGUGAAUGGUGAUAAUAUUGACGGUCCUUACUUGAUCCAAAGUGUUGAGGAUCCAGACUUUUAUUACUUACGUGAUACUUCAAAACGUGAGAAAGUUGUUGACGAUGAGUUUAGAUUUUCUUUUCGAGGUACUAAAAAAACUACGACACCCCGCGGGUAUGCUAUCAAUGAAGUUACUGAGGCCGAUUUUGUAUAUACGAAAAAGUAAUUACGGGUCAUAUUAAUUCCCCUGAUCACUCGUUCAUUAACGCAUAUAUUUUUUUUAUUGUUGCUAUUUUAAAUUAUGAAUCCCCAUGUAAUUUAUUUAUAUUUAUUGACAACAAUCUAUUUAAACAUACAACAAAAGUGAUAAGCUUAGUAUUAUAUAUGAGAAAUAAAGACAUACAGACAUGAUAUUUUGACUUGUCCUUUUUUUGUUUGUAGGUUGUUAAUGGCGCAAAUACAUUCGUCCGAUAAUCUUAUUGAUCAACUGUUUUUACAUUUAAAAAAUUUUAUUUAAAUUUAAAUCAACUUGCACUUGAUCUUAAUUAAUAAAUCGAAUCAAUUGUUAAAGUGCCUUUAUAAUAUAAAUUAUCAAUUUAAAUAUUAAAUGUAUUUUAAUAUUAAUGCGAAUAGCUAAUUAAUUAAUUAUUUAAUAAAAAUAACCCGAUCACAUCACAAUGCAAAUUUAUCAUUUUCAUUUUUACGAUAAAUUUUUUUUAAAAUUAUCAUUUAUUGAUGAAAGCAACAAAUAAUUUUCCAUUUGAUCGAUUGAAAAAAUAAUUAUGCAAUUUUCCAUUAAAACCCAUGGAUAUUUUAUAUUCAUACAUUUGCCAAAAAUGAAAUUACUUUAUUACGCAGACAUUAAGUACAAACUAGUGUAACGAUGGAGUCAUGAGGAAGUACAUUUUUUAUACAUGAGUAAUUUUUUUUUAAUCUGAAUAAAAUUUUAAAAAAUCAUUGGGGUUUGUCGUUCACAAACGUGAGAGUCUAUUUUAAAAAUUUAAAAUACUUAUGUUUUACUUGAUUUUAAUAUGCUCACAUACGAGGUUUCGGAGUAAUAAAACAAUAUUUGUUACCAUUGUCAUUAAUGUUCAUUUAAUUAUAAACAAAAAUCUUUUACUUUUAUACAUUUAAUAAACCAAGCUGUUAAAUAAAUACCGAUUAAUUUAAAUAACCACAAUUGUUUACUACCUCAUAAUAAAUUACAUUAUCAAUAAAUAUUGACGAGUGUUUCAAAAAUAAUUAAAGUUAUGUAUAAAAAGUAGAUAUCAUCCCCUUUCUGGGUAAACCUCGUACUUACUUUUUUAUUUAUAAUUAAAAUUAUGAGUGAAAAAAAUUCUUUAGUACUGCUAUUGCAUUAAAAAAGGUUCAAAUUUAAAUAAUUAUAACAGAAUGUUCGAGAGACUUUUGAAUUUUAAUAUUUCCAUUAACGCACGUGUAACAGAAUAGAUAUUUUGACCGAUUUUUAAAAAAAUUAUAAUUUUGCAGUUGCGAGAUUUACCCAGAAAGGGAACGAUAUAUUUAAAUUGAUAUCAUAUGGUAAUAAAAUAGAACUUAUUAUUAUUAAAAUAAUGUACACUGUCAAAUUAUUUAGAUUUUCAAGGAUACUUGUCAUGUAAAUUCAAUAAAAUUUAUUAAUUUCACCUGAAUAUCAAUUUUUUACCGAUUCAAAAAAAUUAAACUUUUAAAUAAAGAUAUUGAGUUGGAUUUUAAUUUUUUAAAUUUUUUAAAUCCACUGAUGACUUUAAUUAAAAAAUCUUAAUUAGUUUUAAAUAAUUGCGAGCUUACUUAAAUCUUGCUAUGAAAUUUCUUGUAUUUAAAAACCGAUCCAUGAAAAAAAAAAAAAUAAAAUAUAUUGUAAUUUAAAUUGUCAUGAGAUUUAUGACUUGAAAAUUCAAAGUAAUUUAAAAAUAAGUAAUUUAAUUAAUAUUUUAUACUUUUUGCUGAUUUGAAUUUGUUAAUUUAAAGGUGAAUUUUUAACAACGAGUACAAUAAUGUAAUUUAUAUAUCGACAUAAAGGUUAAUGAUCAAUUAUCAACCCGAGUAUUUUUUCUCACCUGUAAAUUUAAAAAAAAUGAGUAGUAUUAGAAUAUAUAAGAUAAGUUGACUAGUAAGAAGAGUGUGAAUACGUGAAAGUGUUGAUUGUGAAAUGUCAGGACGGAAUCUGGUGUCGGAGUAUGUCGGAGUAGUUUUACUAAAACCGAGUGGGAAUGUAUGAGGUAGCGGCUAGUCGGGUUGUUACAUACGUGUAGACAUUACACGUGAACAGUCACCAUCAACAUCAACAGUUAAUACAAGAACGAGCAACGAGGAAGGAACAAACAAGUUUUUCUCUUUAUAUACCUGAUAAAACUAAUAAUAAUAA